GUCACAGCGGCUGCGUAUUCUGUAAAACUCCCAUAUGCGUCUUUCUGUUGGAUGCUCCAGAAAUGCGUCAUUGGGUCAUUUCUUAUGCGAAGUGCUGCCUGCACAAUUAACGAUAUUAUUGACAGGAACGUGGACUCUGAGGUAGGUAAGGCCGUCUUCAACUUUCUUACUUGCAUAGCCAAUACUCAUUUCUUGCCGCCGUAUCACUGUACAGAGAGAACGAAAAAUAGGCCAAUUGCUUCAGGAAGGAUCUCUGUGUCGUCUGCAAUUGCAUUCUUUGCCGCGCAGGUACUAGCGAAUGCAUUGUUCUUUUCAACUCUGAAAAGUACUGCGUCUUGUCUAUAUCCGAUUCUCAAAAGGGUUACAUACUGGCCACAGGCGUGGCUAGGUGUUGCAAUUAAUUUCGGAUUCCUGGUGACUUGGCUUGAGAUUGUACAUGACUAUCAUUCUGCAACGUAUCCUGCAGUAGUGAUGAUGAUUGGGCUAUGGUGUUGGACACUACUGUAUGACACUGUGUAUGGCAGUCAAGAUCGUAUUGACGACAGAAAGGUUGGAAUCUGGUCAACUUCACUUCUAUUUGAAGGUAAAGUGAAGUUUAUAGUAUAUUGCCUUGCUAUGUGCUUUCUCUGCAUACUUUCAUUGUUUGGCAUUGUCAACAACCAUGGACUUCCGUACUUUGCAAUUUCUGUUGGUGGGACAGCUGCAUAUAUAAUUCGGAUAACAUUUGUCCUCAAUGAAACGUCACCAAAAAGUUGCUGG
Fomitiporia mediterranea MF3/22 is the source of this 759-nucleotide messenger RNA. RefSeq lists its product as uncharacterized. Gene Ontology annotation, cellular component: membrane. The record is from RefSeq and is a predicted model, not a curated record. NCBI's taxonomy places the organism in Eukaryota, Fungi, Basidiomycota, Agaricomycetes, Hymenochaetales, Hymenochaetaceae. The transcript has 4 exons. Gene Ontology annotation, biological process: ubiquinone biosynthetic process. The annotation marks the transcript as partial. Gene Ontology annotation, molecular function: transferase activity, transferring alkyl or aryl (other than methyl) groups.